This is a messenger RNA of Oryza brachyantha (malo sina), 2590 nucleotides long. RefSeq names its product golgin candidate 4-like. The coding region runs from base 93 to 2285 and encodes 730 amino acids. The record is from RefSeq and is a predicted model, not a curated record. Gene Ontology annotation, molecular function: small GTPase binding. The transcript has 15 exons. Gene Ontology annotation, biological process: endoplasmic reticulum to Golgi vesicle-mediated transport; Golgi organization. Lineage: Eukaryota; Viridiplantae; Streptophyta; Magnoliopsida; Poales; Poaceae. Gene Ontology annotation, cellular component: Golgi apparatus.
GCCCUCCGCCUCCAAACCCUAGCCCCACCUCACCCCCCUCCGCCCGCCCGGAUCCGGCCACUCCGCCCGCCCCAGCCCUGGCUCCUGCGGCGAUGCGGGGCUCCAUCGCCACCUACCGGGAGAGCCUCUCCCGGCUCGCCGGCGAGGUCGACGACGCCGCCGCCGCCGCCGACGAGGAGGCGGCCGCGACGGCGACCCCGUCCCCCCACACGCCGCCCUCCUCGGGGCUGCGGAGGCGCUACUCCUCCUCCUCCUCCUCCCGCGCUGCCCGCCCCGACCCCGCCGAUCCCGACGAGAUUUCUAAACUCAAGGAAGAUAUUCAAAAGCUUCAAGCCUCGGAAGCUGAAAUAAAGGCAUUGUCCUUCAACUAUGCUGCGAUGUUAAAAGAAAGGGAGGAACAACUGGGAAAACUUCGUGAAGAAAAUGGCUCAUUAAAAAAAAAUCUGGAGAGUUCUAAAGCAGUUUCAGCCAAUUCUAAUGGUGCUUUGGAAAGAUCACCCCGUGGACUUCAAAGAAACUCAGUUCAAGAUAAUCCAUUAAAUAUCUCAAAGCAAAAUGGUUAUGGUGGUGGUGCAUCACAGGGUAUCCAGCCAAAUGGCUUGCACUCAAUGACAGGGCAUCGUAAGGCAGAUGUCUCAGAAGGGGAGCGAUCUAACUUUGCUGCUAAACAGGCUAGCCUUGAAAAUGAAAUCAAGCAAUUGAAAAGGCAACUCAGUGAAAAUUCUGAGAAAGAAACUGAAACAAAAAGGAGGUUAGAGGAUGAACACAAGCGGAAUGAAUUUCUACAGCAGCAGCUAAAUGAACUAAAUAUCAACAAAGAGAGGAUUUCAACUAGCAUGGAAGAGCUACACAAGGAGUUGAGUGAAAAGGAGGCAAAGUUGAGACGCGUACAAGAGGAUUUGAGUAGAAGGGACAAGGAGCAUGUGUCAGAUGCUUCCCUUCAGAGCCUAAGAAGUAUGGUGAUGGCUUUACAGAAGGAGAACUCAGAUCUAAAGAUAGAGAAGAGCAGGCUUGAGGCAGAUCUUGUGAGGAAGAAAAGUACAUCACAAACAAAUGAUGGUGGUGCAUCAGAUGUUAAUGAGAUUUCUGAUGCAGAAAAGGUUAUGGAAGAAGUGACUUCGUUGAAGAAGGCAUUACAUGAUGCUUCCUAUGAACGAGAUAAAGCAAUUCAAGAUUUGGCUCGGUUGAAACAACAUUUGCUAGAUAAGGACCUUGAGGAUCAAGAAAAGAUGGAUGAAGAUAGCAAACUCAUUGAAGAAUUGCGUGUAAUCUGUGACCAGCAAAGGGCUCAUAUAGUGCAGGUAGAAAGGGCUUUGAGGUUUGAGAUGGCGAAGCAGGAGGAGAGCAAGAAGACCAUUAAUGAAGAACAACAGAGGUCAAAUGAGCAAAUAACAGAUUUGAAAUACAAGCUUGCAAACUGUAUGAAUGCUCUUGAAUCGAAAAACCUGGAAUUGCUUAAUCUGCAGACUGCCCUUGGACAGUACUAUGCUGAGAGUGAAGCCAAGGAACGACUUGGAGGUGAUUUAGCUAUGGCCAGAGAAGAACUGGCUAAAUUGUCAGAGUCAUUGAAGGUGGCAAACCAAGCUAUUGAAAUUUCAAGAAGAGAAAAGGAAGAAGUAGCUGUCAAACUUUCACAAGCAGAGAGGAUGUUGGCAGAUGGGAAGCGCUCCAUGCAGAAGCUCGAGGAUGACAAUUCAAGAUUACGACAAGCACUGGAACAAAGCAUGACAACACUUAAUAGGAUGUCACUUGAUUCAGAUAAUUCUGUUGACAGACGCAUUGUGAUCAAACUAUUGGUCACUUACUUCCAACGAAAUCACAGCAAAGAGGUUUUGGAUCUUAUGGUUCGCAUGCUUGGCUUCUCUGAGGAAGACAAGCAAAGAAUUGGUUCUGCACAAAGUAAUGCUGGGAAAGGCGUUGUCCGUGGUGUUUUGGGUCUUCCAGGACGCCUAGUUGGAGGCAUUGUUGGCGGAAAUUCAGCAGGCAUACCUACUCAAGCGUCUCAGGACAACCAGUCUUUUGCGGAUCUGUGGGUGGACUUCCUGCUCAAGGAGACGGAAGAAAGGGAAAAACAACGAGAAGCAUCUGAAGCUGCAAGACUGUCGCAAGAAGAGAAUCAAACUGCCAGCACGAGCAACACGUUAAACGUCUCAAACCAGGCACCUGGUAUUUCUACAAGUCAACAAAUGUUUGGUCGUCCAGAUAGUGAAUUUGCAACGGUUCCACUCACAUCCUCAACAUAUACCCCCACACAGAUUCCCUUUUCAAGACCACCCCCAAGAUGAUUGUGAUCAAAGUGUACAGUAUUGAAUGCCUUUUUCUUGCAGCGUGCAUCAUGACAUAAGCUAUUCGUUUCAUUUGUUGACAAUGUUAUGAUAUAGUCAAAUUCAAAGUUACCCCUUUUUGUGCCCCUCCUUAUCCUCCCCAGGGAUAUAAAAAUGUCAUGUGUAAAUGUACUCCUACCGUUUCUACAGCAAAUGGAAAUGACAAAUUGCCAGAGUAUAUUUGUAGAUUCUACAAUCGGAACCCUUUGUAGUUUGUACCCUUCUUGUUCUGAUAUAAAACUGAGGAUUUUUGUUUUCAAAGCCAG